AUGACCAUCCUUGUUGGUCGAGCGCUCAAUUGGGCUAUUACAGCCACUGCCGGCUCGGGAUUCCUCCUGUUUGGCUACGACCAGGGCGUCAUGUCCGGCUUGUUGACGGGCCAAGCCUUCACCUCGACCUUUCCCGAGAUCGACACGGACAACGGCGGCAGCGCCUCGCUGCAGGGCACCGUCGUCGCCAUCUACGAGAUUGGCUGCUUUUUCGGCGCCCUGUUCUGCCUCGUGGCCGGAGAGAGGCUGGGCCGACGCUGGUCAAUCAUGCUUGGCUGCGUCGUGCUGGCCACCGGGGCAGCUCUUCAAGCGACCGCGUUCUCGAUCCCCCAUAUGAUUGUCGGUCGCAUUGUCGCUGGUCUUGGCAAUGGCAUGAAUACAUCUACGAUCCCCGUGUGGCAUUCCGAGCUUUCUAAGCCCAAGAACCGCGGUAAAGGCCUUGCUAUUGAGCUCGCGGUCAACAUUUUCGGCGUGGCUUUGUCUUAUUGGGUCGAUUACGGCAUGUCAUUUGUCAUGAACGACUCUCAGUUCCGAUUCCCGCUGGCCUUCCAAAUAUUCUUCGCCAUCCUCACUUUCUUCGGUAUUCUGAUCCUUCCCGAGUCGCCACGAUGGCUCAUCGCACACGACCGUUUCGAAGAGGCCAAGCACGUUCUUUGGGCAGUACAGGACGACGCCAAGCAACGUACCGAGGAGGAUCCCAUUGUGAACCGCAUGCUCUCCGAGAUCCAGGAGACCGUCAGAGAGGAGCGAGAGGCCGCCAGCACCGGCAGUUUCAAGGCCAUGUUCAAGAAUGGCGAGCAAAGGUUCUUGUACCGCACCAUGUUGGGUAUUGGAGGCCAAUUCUGCCAACAGCUUUCUGGUAUCAACCUCAUCACCUAUUAUGCUCCUGUGAUAUUCCAGAAAUCCGUGGGCAUGUCUCAUAACCUGUCCCUUCUGCUGGCUGGGUUUAAUGGGAUUGCAUAUUUCUUCUCAUCACUCAUCCCCAUCUGGAUUAUUGACCGCCUCGGUCGACGCAAACUGAUGCUUUUCGCAGCUGCAGGACAAUGUGCAUGUAUGGCGAUCCUGGCCGGCACAGUCUCGGAUGGCAGCAAGGCUGCAGGUAUCGUUGCUGUGAUCAUGCUGUUUCUGUUCAACUUCUUCUUUGCUGUCGGACUCCUGGCUAUUCCCUGGCUCUUGCCGGCUGAAUACGCGCCCCUUGCUAUCCGUACACGGGCAGCGGCAUUGGCCACUGCGUCCAACUGGAUAUUUACGUUUCUCGUCGUUGAGAUCACGCCGGUAUCGAUUGAUAAUAUUGGAUGGCGCACCUACGUCUACUUUUCUGUCUUCAACUUCUGUUUCAUCCCCAUGAUCUACUUCUUCUACCCUGAGACGCAGUGGCUCAGUUUGGAGCAGAUUGACAAAUUGUUCACUGGACCUAAGGUCCUCCUCAAGUGGGACAACAGCAUGGGUGUUCCCGGAGAGCUGGAGAAUCGGGAGAAGGAGGACGCUGCCGGUGAGACC
Molecule: messenger RNA, 1500 nt
Organism: Clonostachys solani
Lineage: Eukaryota; Fungi; Ascomycota; Sordariomycetes; Hypocreales; Bionectriaceae
Source: the annotation of a GenBank genome assembly